AUGAUGAUCGCACGGCUGAUGAUGCUGCUGCAGUGCAGGGAGCAGAAACAGAAGAAGAAGCAGAUGCAGAAGCUGCUAAUGCAGGCUAAUACAGAAAGAGAAACAAAAGAAGCAGCAGCUGCUGCAGCAAAAGAAGCAGCAGAAGAAAUAAAUACAGGGUGUGCAGCAGCAGCAGCAGCUGCUGCUGCUGCUGCUGCUGCUGCGACACCUGAACUCACACCAGAAGAGCAGCAAGAAGAUGAUCGCACGGCUGAUGAUGCUGCUGCAGUGCAGGGAGCAGAAACAGAAGAAGAAGCAGAUGCAGAAGCUGCUGCUGCUGCUGCUGCAGCUGCUGCUGCUGCUGCGUCUCUUUGUCUCCCGCCUGGUGGCCCAUCGGGGGGAGGAAUAACAGCAGCAGCAGAAGCAGCAGCAGCAAGAGCAGCAGCAGAAGCAACAAGAACAGCAACAGCAGCAGCUGUUGCAGCUGCAGCAGCACUUGCAGCAGAGGGAGCAUUUCUUGAGGGAGCAGAAGCAGCAGCAGCAACCGCAGCUGCUGCUAAUCCAACAGUGAGCAGCAGCAGCAGCAGCAGCAGCAGCAGCAGCAGCAGCAGCAACCUGCAGGCAGCACUGGAAAGAGAAAUUGUUAUCGACGGAGAAACAGAAAUCGAUGAUCUUAUUGUUGCAGCUCACGUCGCACAGGCGGACGCGUUGCUGCUGCAGCGGCUGCAGAUAGCUGACCCGAUAGAGACGAAGGUGCAGCCGCGUGCUGCUGCUGCUGCUGGCCGUGGCGGCAGCAGCAGCACCAGCAGCAGCAGCAGCAGCGACAGCGAAACAGAGAAAGAGCAGCCCCCGCGUCGUCCUAUUAAGAGAGAAGCAGCAGCAGCAGCAGCAGAUGAUGAUGCAGCAGCAGCAGCAGCAGAGGGAGCAGCAGCAGGAGAUGCUGGGCUAGCAGCAGAGGGAGAGCUGGAGGAGCAGCGGCAGCUGCUGGAGCGAUUGCUGCAGUGA
Molecule: messenger RNA, 984 nt
Organism: Eimeria mitis
Lineage: Eukaryota; Apicomplexa; Conoidasida; Eucoccidiorida; Eimeriidae
Exons: 4
Coding region: 1-984 (327 amino acids)
Source: RefSeq, a predicted model, not a curated record